This is a messenger RNA of Centruroides sculpturatus (bark scorpion), 1398 nucleotides long. Its product is annotated as transcription factor Sox-11-like. Gene Ontology annotation, biological process: anatomical structure morphogenesis; cell differentiation; regulation of DNA-templated transcription. Gene Ontology annotation, molecular function: RNA polymerase II cis-regulatory region sequence-specific DNA binding; DNA-binding transcription factor activity, RNA polymerase II-specific. The record is from RefSeq and is a predicted model, not a curated record. NCBI's taxonomy places the organism in Eukaryota, Metazoa, Arthropoda, Arachnida, Scorpiones, Buthidae. The transcript has a single exon. The coding region runs from base 328 to 1398 and encodes 356 amino acids.
UUUAACUCCUCCCACUUUAUCCUUGAACGUCUUCGGGGGCGUUCACCUUGACACUACCCUACUUUCCUAUUGGCGGACGAGUUGCGACGUCACACGUCCGCGGCCAUAAGAAGACCGAUACCAGAGCGCCACCGUUCGCUGUAGGUUUAUACGUUGGUGAGAGAAGAUCGUGCGUCAUAAGGAUUUUUAGACUCGAGACUUGGCCCCUGUUUAUGGGGAGUGGAUUUUAGUCGAACCGUGUCAUACUUUGGAUUAACCCGUUUCGUGCCUUCGUUACGCCGACCUGGACUGGAUAACAAUCAACGGCCAGAUAGUGUUGUGCUAAGCAUGGUACCGCACAGCAACUCGACCGACGGUGGUAACGUGUCUGCAGCUUCGGCUGGCAAUCAUGACUUAGUGUCAGGAGGAGUCAGGCCGAAGAUAAGUGACAGAAGACAAUCAAUGAGUGAGGAGCAAGUCUUCGGAUCGCUCAAAGUCGAUUCCAAUUCUAGAACGCCAUAUACGGACGCCACGCAAUGCAAGAAAGUUACGAAUCAUAUCAAAAGACCGAUGAACGCUUUUAUGGUCUGGAGUCAGAUCGAACGAAGGAAGAUCUGCGAGCAACAGCCAGACAUGCACAAUGCCGAGAUCAGUAAACGGUUGGGUCGCAGGUGGAAACUUCUAUCGGAAGACGAACGUCAACCUUUCAUAGAGGAGGCCGAACGGCUGCGUAUAUUACAUAUGCAGCAAUAUCCAGACUACAAAUAUAGGCCCAAGAAGAAAGCGAAACAAUUGCCCAAGUCCGAAAAGUCCACCAGCAAACACAGUUUGGGUAAGCACAAGAGUAGUAGCGGAGGCGAUCGUGGUUCCAGCAAGCCCAAGCACCAACGCACGAGCGCAACCACGGUGACCCACGCCGUCAAUCAGAAUCGACUCAAACUCAAACUGACCAUCGACAAGAAGUUCAGAGACAGUAUUAGACAGAGUAAACACGUGCCGCUUUCUGUUAGUCAACUUACCCCGCCUGCCAAAGUCCCUUGCUCCCCAUCGGCAGACGAGCCGGCUUCACCCGAGAGUGCUAACAUUAGCCUAUACGACGAUCUGUUCGACAAGAGCACGGGGGGUAACGGUACCAGCGCGUGCGUUCCGCAAGCGUCGCGUCUGGCCGAGGGACCAGUGGACAGCAGCCUGGCCGAUUUGGACGCAUUGGCGGACGUAUUACAGUUCCCCUCCAACUGGGCACAGGAAUUAGGCAGCCUGACAAACCUCACGGAAUUGGACACCGUGGAUACCGCAAGUUCCAGUUCCGGAUCGCAUUUUGAAUUUCCAGACUAUACUACUCCCGAAGUGUCAGAUAUUUUGGGUGGAGGUGAUUGGUUGGAUACAAGUUUCGCAUCCUCCCUAUCACGUAUCACGUGA